Molecule: messenger RNA, 871 nt
Organism: Prunus avium (sweet cherry)
Lineage: Eukaryota; Viridiplantae; Streptophyta; Magnoliopsida; Rosales; Rosaceae
Product: ribosomal RNA-processing protein
Cellular component (GO): nucleolus
Molecular function (GO): rRNA binding
Source: RefSeq, a predicted model, not a curated record
ACACAUGUGAACCGGCCUCUUAACCACAAGCGCACCAACUCGGAGCAGUGAAGCUGCAAUGGUAGGCAAGGUCGAAGUGGAAGCGAUUCCGGCGCCAAAUUCCCGAGGCCGUCACAUAAAGAAGAGGGCUCUUAAAAACAAGGCUCUCGCCGUCACGUUCAACGAGAAAGAUCUCAGCGAUUUUGUGUCUGGGUUUCACAAGAGGAAGAAGAAAAGGAGAAAGGAAGCCGAGAAGAAGCAAGGGGAGGCGCUACGGCGUAAGCGUCUUGAGCUGCGCAAAAAGAGGAGACUAGAAAAGGAACUGGCUCUUAAUGGUGACGCUCCCCCAGCCACUGACACAGCAGCUGAUGAGAGUGAUGAGCAUGACGAGGAUGAUGAAAGUAGUGAGCCAGCACUACCAGUUUCAGGUACAACGACUUAUGACAAUGGUGACAUGAAAGUCACUGUGACAACAAGCGAGAUCUCUCGAGAAGAGGAAAGUGAUUCAGAUGAAAAGACGGAGGCAGCAAUACCGCAAUCAGUUGGAGCUUCUAAAAAGCACAAUCUACCUGUGAGCAAGACAAAACCUUUGAAAAAAGUUGCAAAACGAAAAUCACGGCCCAAGCUGCAACGUAAAAGAGAUAAAAGGAAGGGACCGGAAAAGACCAAGAAGAGGCGCUAGGUUUUGGUCUUCCCUUUCCCGAUUCGUUGAGGUUGUAGGAUCAACAUGUCUUUCCAAUAGAGAAAUAUGAAGUAGUGAACUCAGCUGCCCAGAACUUCCAUUUGGGUCUUUGGAGUUUUUGGUUGUCUGAAUCAAGCUUUUAGUUGUAUACUGCUCAUUUUUGUAUUAGACCUUUGAUUGAAAUGGGAUGUGUUACAUUAUUCUGUUCUG